AUCAUCUGCUGAUUUAAGAUAUGUGGUUCGUGAGGUUCGUGAGUUUGUGAGUUCGUGAGAGUAAUCAGGGUAAACAGGUUGACGUACGGAGUUUGUGGAGUUGUGACAAAUGCUGGCUGUCUGCACUUAAUUAGACAAUCGAAAAACACACAUAUAAAUGGCACGCUAUUUUAGAGAACAGGAUAUCGACGAGUUUCGAGAAUGUUUUUACCUUUUUGCCCGAAGUGGCCAGAUUCGAACUUUGGACGAGUUGACUAUCAUAAUGAGAUCACUGGGAAUGAGCCCUACAAUUCAGGAACUGAAAAAAUAUCUUAAAGAUAAAGGUGGAAAAAUGUCCUUUGCAGACUUCUUGGAUGUAAUGCAUAUCCAUAGCCGAGCAGAAGAUUUGCCUCGUGAAGUGAUAGACGCUUUCAAGGCAGCAGAUCCAGCUAAAAAAGGUACUAUACCUGCUCGUCAGUUGCGACACAUGUUGCUGCACUGGGGAGAACAGCUCAGUGCGAAGGAAGUUGAACAGAUAUUUCGUGAGGCAAACGUUUCACCUGGGGGACAGGUGCAUUAUCAGGACUUUGUGAAGAUUGCUUGUGCUCCUGUACCAGACUAUUACUAGCACAAGUAGUACCGCAUAGCAGAAUUGGCAGCUACAAGAUCAGUUUCAUCAUUUUACUGACAGUAAAGGCAUCUUAAAAUGUUAAGAAUAUUGGUACUUAAGGUUUUUUAAGUGAUUGUUUUAAUUUAGGGGUUUUAUGCUGUCACUCAACACAUAGUGUCCAAUUGUACUUGUUUAAUAGUUUAUGGAUAUAAAUAAAUUAUGAAUUGAUUGUGUUCUUCUGUUUAAUAUAAUAAACUGAUUGAUCUAUUGAUAUAUUCAAUUCAGUUGCUUAUUAUAUAUAACAGAAUCAACGUGUUGUGUGAUGGCAAAAAAAAAAACCUGAAAUCUAUGUACGUUUUAAUAUUAAUUAGAAAAUAUUCUUCCAGUGCAUACAGGUGUACUAUACAGCAUUUUCUAAAAUUUAAAAUUUAAAGGAAUAUUUUGCCAAGUAUUGAUACAUGUAUUUGUGAGAUGAAUAUUUUAAUAGUAUUGAUUAUCAGUCAUUCCAUUAGUUGUGGGAUAUAUAUAUACUGAAGUCUUAUCAAAGUUAAUAAAAUUAUGUCUGAGUACA
Messenger RNA from Cryptotermes secundus, 1160 nucleotides. RefSeq names its product calmodulin-like protein 4. The transcript is spliced from 5 exons. Gene Ontology annotation, cellular component: myosin II complex. Gene Ontology annotation, molecular function: calcium ion binding. Bases 158 to 607 code for a protein of 149 amino acids. The record is from RefSeq and is a predicted model, not a curated record. NCBI's taxonomy places the organism in Eukaryota, Metazoa, Arthropoda, Insecta, Blattodea, Kalotermitidae.